Molecule: messenger RNA, 2463 nt
Organism: Penicillium mononematosum
Lineage: Eukaryota; Fungi; Ascomycota; Eurotiomycetes; Eurotiales; Aspergillaceae
Product: beta-glucosidase
Exons: 4
Coding region: 1-2463 (820 amino acids)
Biological process (GO): glucan catabolic process
Molecular function (GO): beta-glucosidase activity
Source: RefSeq, a predicted model, not a curated record
AUGUACCACCACUGGCUUCUUCCGAAGACGCUUAUCGUGUCGGCGCUUUUACCUUCGUUGGCCUAUUCCCAGGUCAAUGCUGGCGAUUCCGGGGCAAGAUCACCAGACGCUUUUCAAUGGAUCCAACCCGCAAACACCACCAUCCUGGGUGAGUACGGGCAUUCACCGCCGGUCUACCCCUCUCCCAAAAUUACUGGAACAAGCGAAUGGGAGACAGCAUUGAACAAGGCAAAGCACUUUGUUUCAUCGCUCACCCUUGAUGAAAAAGCGUGGCUUGUCACAGGCGUUCCCGGACCCUGCAUUGGGAACAUUGGACCGGUUUUGCGUCUGAAUUUCACAGGCCUCUGUCUCCAAGAUGGCCCAAAUGCAGUACGACCAUCCGACUAUGUGAGCGUGUUCCCUUCCGGAAUAACGAUUGCUUCGUCCUGGGAUCGUGACCUCAUUUACGACCGAUUCCAUGACCUGGGACUCGAGUACAAGGGUAAAGGCGCUCAAGUUGCCCUGGGGCCCGUUGGAGGCGCAUUGGGCCGAACGCCAUAUGGUGGCCGCAACUGGGAGGGCUUUUCCCCGGAUCCGUACCUCACUGGAAUUGCUAUGGAAUCGGGCGUUAGGGGCCUGCAAGAUGCUGGAGUUCAAGCGACGAUCAAGCACUGGCUUCUCUACGAACAAGAAACACAACGCUCCCCCACCCUAUAUCCCAAUGGCACUCUCGAGUUCUCAGCGUACUCGUCAAAUGCUGACGACAGGACCAUACAUGAACUCUACAUGUGGCCCUUUGCCAACGCUAUUCGCGCUCAGGCUUCGGCUGCCAUGUGUUCGUACAAUCGUGUCAACGGCUCAUAUGCGUGUCAGAAUUCCAAACUUCUCAACGGGCUCCUAAAAGAGGAACUAGGAUUUCAGGGAUAUGUGAUGACUGAUUGGUCUGGUCUCCACUCCGGAGUGGCCUCUGCCCAAGCAGGAACGGACAUGGAUCAACCUGGUCACAUUGAGCCCAUGACAACCCUUCUCAAUCAGACACGUCUGUCUUCAUACUUUGGUGGGAAUAUAACGUUAGCUGUCCGGAACGGCACACUUCCUGAGAGUCGCCUCGAUGACAUGAUCAAAAGGAUAAUGACACCAUACUAUUUCCUCCGCCAAGAUCAACAUUUCCCGGCCACAGAUCCGGCAAUGGCGUACUACAACACCCAGUUCUCGAGUAGUAACUACUCGAUGGACUCGUUCGUGUUCGGGGAAAAGAGCCGUGAUGUUCGACAGGACCAUGGCGGCCAGAUCAGACGGCACGCAGCUGAAUCGACUGUGAUGCUCAAAAAUACGAACAAUACUCUCCCUUUGAAGGCCCCAACUAGCAUAGCGAUCUUCGGCAGCGACGCGGCUCCCAAUACUCAGGGGCCUUUCAUCCGUGGACCAUCAGAGAUCGGUACCCUCGCCAUCGGUGGAGGGUCAGGCAAUGGGCGAUUCACUUACCUUGUCUCACCUCUAGAGGCUCUUAAGGCACGGGCCGCUCAGGAUAACACUCUGGUCCAAUUCUGGCUCAACAAUACCAUCAUCAAAGAUGCAAACGUGGAGAGCCUCUGGGGCGCGACUGCUCCUGAAGCCUGUCUUGUCUUCCUGAAGUCCCGGGCUACUGAGCGGUUGGACCGCGAGAGCCUCGCGUUGGACCAGCACGGUGAUGCUGUAGUUGAGAGUGUUGCUAGCAAAUGCUCAAACACUAUUGUUGUGACCCAUUCAGGGGGCAUGAACAUCAUGCCAUGGGCAGACCAUCCUAACGUCACAGCUAUCCUUGUCGCUCAUUACCCGGGUCAAGAGUCGGGGCACUCUAUCGUUGAUAUCCUCUAUGGAUCCAAGUCUCCUUCUGGGAAGCUUCCCUACACGAUUCCGUUGAAUGCCAGUAGCGUGAACACAGCCCCGACUACCAAUAUCACUACCUCUGGUGUCGAUGACUGGCAAUCCUGGUAUUCAGAAGGCCUCGAGAUUGACUAUCGCUACUACAAUACCCAUAAAAUACCGGUUCAGUAUGAGUUUGGAUUUGGUCUCUCAUACACAAACUUCAGUAUGGCGUCGUUGAGAGUGAAGCCGACAAACUCAGAAGCUCGCAUUUCGUCUCAGCCAGAGGCUCUUGCAACGCGCCCAGGUGGCAAUCCAGCUCUUUGGGACGUUCUGUUUGAGGCUGAGGUGACACUCCAGAAUACAGGGUCGACACCUGGUGCCACUGUUGCCCAACUCUACAUUUCCUUCCCGGAUGAAGUUUCAGCGCCUUCACUCCAACUACGUGGAUUUGAGAAGACUUAUCUUUCCCCCGGAGAGAGCUACACUGCCACCUUCCCGCUAAUGCGUCGAGAUCUAAGUUACUGGAACGUCACUCAACAAAUGUGGCUCAUACCCAAGGGUGAUUUCAUCCUCCGUGCUGGCUUCAGUAGUCUUGAUCUCCAUGACUCCGUGGUUUUUCGUCCCGUCGAAGAGUGA